UGGAUGUAAACACAGCACACUGCUCGCUUUUACGUUUCAUUAAACAUUACUCUGUCUUUUAUAUAAGCACAUUAACCAUGAAGAAGCUUUUCGAUGGAUUUAAGAAGGAUAUACAGUUUAAAACAGCAGGACCAGGAAAGAAACUGACUGAAGAUACCAGCAAAAAGGUUCCAACAGGGCAAACAGCUAGUCAGGUCAAGCCACGUGGUGGCCCCACUGACGGUGCCCAGAAAGCUGGAGCCGCAGCACUGGCCAGGAUCGAACAGCAACACAAACCCCUUCCACACACCUCAAAGGAUGCCAUCAGAAACAUGGUGAAGAGGGAGCUUGAAGCCGAAGCUGCAGCUACAGCAACGGAUCAUAAAAGUGCAGACAGCGAGCUUCCAGCGAAGGAGGCUGCAUGUUUUUCUGUAUCUGGAGUGUACUUCAUCUGCCCACUGACUGGCACAACCGUAUUGAAGAACGAGAGAGAGGCGCACAUCAAGGAAGCGAUUCUGUUGAGAUUUUCAGAGAAUCCGGUUGAGGCGUCUGUAAUGAUGAUCCACACUUUCAACAAGGACAGAGAAAAAGUGAAAGCUGCUGUGGACAUCAUCAGCAAGUACAUCGACAACAUCUGUAAGAAUCCGACAGAAGAAAAAUACAGGAGGAUUAAAGUCAGCAACAAAGUCUUUCAGGAGAAGGUCAGUGCAAUUGAAGGGAGUCGGGAGUUCCUGCAGGCUUUAGGAUUUCAGAGCACUAUGUUGCCAGUGGAUGGGCAAGAGUCCACAGAAGAAUUCUUUGUGCUGGAGGAGCAGGAUGCCACCGCUCUGGAGCUAAUAAAGGAGAGGAAGGAGCAGCUACAGAAAGGAGAGCCAGUUCGAGCCAAGCUGGAUCGCCAGGCACAAGCCUUCAGACCUUCUCAGCAUGCAACUCGCUUCGAGUUACCACCAGAUUUCUACAACCUGACUGCAGAGGAGCUGAAAAAAGAGCAGCAGCACAAAAGUGAUUUAGUAGAAAGAAACGCCAUGCUGCGCACAAAAGCCAUGCGUGAAAAGGACGAGCAAAGGGAGAGAAGAAAGUACAACUAUACCCUUCUGAGAAUACGGCUGCCAGAUGAAAACAUACUGCAGGGGACUUUCUUUGCAUUUGAGAAGGUGGCGGGAUUGUACCAAUUUGUGCGUGACUCAUUGGAGAACGGCUGGCAACCCUUUGAGCUUCUGGCACCAGGUGGCCAGAAACUGAAGGAAGACGAAGAUGUUGCACUGAAUGACUGUAACCUUAUCCCAGCAGCUCUGCUGAAUUUCUCCUGGGAUGCAGCAGUCCAGGCAGAUAUAGCUGCAGCCGGAGGACAGACCACCUCUGUGCUGAAGCCAGAAUUGCUGGAGAACAUUAAAUCUCUAAGCUAAAUGCUAACUCUGCACCCUGCCACCUCGCUGCUGUUCUGGCCCAAGCCUCCGGUAUUCACUCUGCUGUUCUAGCGGUCGUCUUUCCUGCUGGAGUGUAGACCACACAGCACCACACUUAUUACGUUUAACAGGCAGAGCAUUAAUGGAAUUGCUGACUGUGAUGCAGGAAGAGAAAUACAGAAGAUAUUCAUGAUUAAUCAGUGAUAGGACAGUUUUAGAGAGGAGAGCUGGCACCACUGGCCAAAAACGUUCACAUUACAUUUGCGGCAUUUAGCAGUGCGGCCUUACUUAGGCACCCAACAGUGGCAACUUGGCUGUGGUGGAGCUUCUGAUUACUAGUCCAGUACAUUAACCGCUUGUAACCACUGCCCAUCACAUCAUACCCAGCUAAACAGUAUUGUGUUUGGUAAUAUUCUAGAAAAUGAAAGUCUAUUGCACUAUGCUGCUAUUGUUAAUGUCUACGCAUUUAUAUUUUUAUUUAGUUAUUUUUAGUGUAUAACAGAAUAAAAUACUUUUUUGAUGCUAAAGAAAAAUGAAGGCUAAUAGCUUUUUUUAAAAUAACAGUAGCAAAUUCUGAGGCCGACCUUUCUUUAUGGAUGUCAACUUGGUUGUCCAGAGCACCUUUCUACUUACUAUUUCAUAUUUAUUAGCUUUAACACCACUACAUGCGAGGGGGUGCAGCAGUCUUUUAUGCUAGCCCACUACCACAGAGAUCCAGUAUUCAAAUCUCAGUGGUGGUAUGAGCUGGCCAGGUGUCUACACAGACAUGAUUGGCUGUUGAUGUUUUCAGGCAUAGGUUGGGGGGUUAGGCGGCCGAAGUCCUGAGAUGGAUUGGCGCCCUGUCUAGGGUCAAAGGUUGCUGUGACCCUGACCAAAAUAAAACGGUUGAUGAAAAUGAAACAAAACUUUAAAUGGUUUUUCAUUUCAAACUUGUGGGGGGAAAACCUUAACAACCUACCUCCAACAAAACGAGUGAAUGUCCACUUCCGUUAUCACAAGAAUACUGAACACUAGUACAUUAGUUUGCCUAGAUAGGUGGAACAGUAAUGCAUCGUUCUCACUAUUUCCCCAGCAGCAGUUUGGAACGGUCUUGAAGUGUGUUUAUGUUUUAAGAUCAUGUAAUUGUCCAGCUUAAACUGCUAGAACGUUUUCAAUAUGAAUGCUUAUGCUAACUGAAUUGUGCUACUGUGUUGCUUCAACUUAUUUUCUGUAUGUAAUAAAGGUUGCAUUAAUAAGAUAAAUCA
Trichomycterus rosablanca is the source of this 2629-nucleotide messenger RNA. RefSeq names its product UBX domain protein 6 (gene ubxn6). NCBI's taxonomy places the organism in Eukaryota, Metazoa, Chordata, Actinopteri, Siluriformes, Trichomycteridae. The transcript has 11 exons. Gene Ontology annotation, cellular component: cytoplasm. Gene Ontology annotation, molecular function: protein binding. The record is from RefSeq and is a predicted model, not a curated record. Bases 78 to 1385 code for a protein of 435 amino acids.